GACAAACGACAGCUUCAUCGCUCUGAAAUAAUAAUCCUGCGUUAAAAACAAUAUGACUGUUAGGUCUCCAAAUAAUGACGAAUUAAAUUGAUAAUAGGAAUAUCAACAGUAAAUUUAUAAUAAUGACGCGUAAACAAUUUCAAAACGGAAGCGGACGCGUUUCCAAAAUUAUGUAACACGUUCAAUUACUUUUGUCAGUCGUCAUUAGUGACAAGUGUCCUUAGUCAGUAAGUCAGGCUUAGUGCACACUGCAGAUUCAUGACAACUGACAAAGUGACAAUACAUUACAGUCAUACAGUGAUUAAGUAGACAAACACGCGACAUUUUCAGCUUAAAUUACGUAAGUUGCUACUUUUGAUUUCAGGGAAGGAAGAAAGAAUUAAUAAUAACGUAGAUAAUUUUUGUAUACCGACUAACGUAAAGCUAAAGUGUAAACCGUUUGCGUCUACGGAGCCUGAAGUACUGCUGCUGCAUAAGGCUAAGCAUUCUACUGCUUGAUUACGUCAUCACGCGAGCAGAAGAGAUGGAAUUAGGCUACAAUACAAGAUGUCCAGCUGUGAAACGUCUUCUGCGAGAGGCUCAAGAGUUGCACAAACCAACUGAAGAGUAUUUUGCCCAACCACUGGAAGACAAUCUGUUUGAGUGGCAUUUUACCCUAAGAGGUCCAGUCAACACAGAAUUUGAGGAAGGCAUUUACCAUGGACGCAUUAUCCUCCCCAGCGAGUACCCUAUGAAACCACCAGAUAUUAUUUUCAUAACUCAAAAUGGUCGCUUUGAAACCAACAAGAAGAUCUGCCUGUCCAUAAGCGGAUAUCAUCCAGAAUCAUGGCGGCCAUCUUGGAGUAUCCGCACAGCUCUUCUGGCCAUCAUUGGUUACAUGCCCAGCAGUGGUCUGGGCACAAUAGCUGGCCUGCAGUACUCGCCUGCUGAGCGAAGAAUCUUGGCCAAGAAGUCAUGGAGCCAAGACUGUGAAGUGUGCGGCCAGAUAUCGACUGUGCUUCUGCCUCGCACGUCCCUCAACGCCCAGCAGAUCAGCCAGGAAGCACAACAGAUCUCCCGUGAGAUGACCGUCACUGAGAAGCCUCUCGCAUCUUCUGCUGAUAGUGAAGUUCAAAGAACUCAGGAAGAGUGUCAGCCGGUCCAAGAUUCAGCUGACACCAAUGGCAAGCCAGUGUCAGAGUCUUCGUCAACGUCUGCUGCAAGCAUUAGUCCCGUGACUUCAAAUGCUGAGCCGACAACAACAGACGCUUUUACAUUUCCUUCACCUGAGGCUGCUACUAAAGCUGUCUUCUUAGAAACUGCAAAAGAGACUGUUAUUAAUGAUUGCGUGACCACGCCACCCGAUUCUACAUUGACGGUUCCUAAUAGCUGUGCAUCCUCUACUGAUUCCGUUUCUAAUGUUUCUAGUAAUCAUAUUACAAGUUCACCUGAAUCUUCGUUCAACAGUCCUAGCCUUCUAAACCAGAGAUGCAACGCCAGUGCAAGAGUCUCGUCUGAAGAGAAUAGCGUCAGUGGUGCAGGCGUUGUGCCUCCAUCAACGGUCAGGCUGCCGAGGCCCAGCCAGCCGCCCCCACCCGUCGCGUCUGAGGCGCUCAUCAACAGGACCGUGAGCUGCCUUCUGGUGCUGUGCAUCGCGCUACUCACUGCCCUCGUCAUGAGAAGAGUCCUCAUUGCCACCUCUACUGCACACGAAAAUGACGAACUUUUUGUGUUUGAUGUAGAUCACGAAGAAUUCUAUCCUAACACUUGAAUCUGCAAACGGUAGAUAUGUAUUGCUUUCAUAUUGUACCACCAAAGCACGUGUUUUCUAGAGCAGACGGUUAGGUCUUAAUUUUUCUAAGCAAUAAAGUGCUCGAAAUGAAAUUCCACGUCAUAUUUUCAGAAAAAUUACGAAAUACACGUACAUAAUAAUUAAUUUCCAUUAUUGUAUCUUAUUUUGUCAUUCUAAGUACGUCCAUGUUCUUCUGCAGGCAUUUAAAAUGAUGUGGCCAGUCCCGCUCUCGGAUGGGUAUUGCUUGUUUACUUUUUAUUUAAUGUUUGCGUGUUUGGUUAUGGCAGUGAUACUAAGCAAUAGUUAUCUAGGCUAGGUAACGGCAUUUAAUUAUGAUAUGAUGCACUGAUCAGCUGAUCCACAAGGCAAACAGUAAUUCUUGCACCAAAUUUUCAAAUUGUCCUUUUGACUGCUGUUUUAAAUAUUUAUAUUAUUCCUAUAGCUAAUCAUUAGUUUUGAACGUUUCUUAAAUGUUUUAUGGUCGUGAUAAUAAUCUGUUUGCACGUUAUUGUAUUUGAUAUUUCAUAAACUACUCAAUGACUGACAUCGGAAGAAGUUAUUUGGAAUUUUUAAAGCUGUAUUUUCUUCUAACUGGAUUUAACUCUUGAUUUCGGGGGUCAUAUGCUUGUGGUCAUUGGACGUUUGUCUUCUGAUGUCCAUGUCUUUCUUCAUAAUUGCGUUCUGAUUGUUCAAAUUUUCUGGAUUAAUCAAUUGAAACUUGCUUCGGUUGUGGUAUUCAAUGAAUUAAUUUCAACUUUAUUCUGGUGCUCAUUUUCUUCUCUUCAAUUCUGUGGCCAUUAGCUCUGCGUCAUUAUAUACGUAUGCCCCUGAAUAAAGGAACGGACGACGUCAGUUGCCGAGUCUGCGAACUGACCCUCAUCAGAACGAUAUUUAAAUCAUUGUCAUCGAUCUUAAUCGAUCUAAAUUCUAAUCAAAUGUUGGAAUGUUCGCAUUGAUGUUUUUCUCUAACAUUGCCCUGUCGCCUGCGUAAAUCUAUUUCAGUAAGAUUAUUAAAUUCUCUUACUUGUAUGGCGAUAUCAUACGCACCGAACUUUUGUCAUGCAGCUGUGCCACAACCCUGCAUAUGUGCUUGUCGUUGAGUUAAGCUGUGGGGUCAUCUCAACUAGGAAAGUCUCUAGUGCAGCUUGCGUUGAACGAGCUUAGAUAGAGCGAUGGUAAAACAACCAAAGCUAAUGUUAUGAAGCACUGCUACAAAAACAAGUCUACAUCAGAUAGGCUGAUUAGAUCUAGUUUUAUCUCAAGUCUUGUUUACGAACAAGAGGCGGAUGUUUCCAAUAAGGCAAUAACUAAUUCUCUACUUUGUUCAUGAUAUGAGAUGUAUUUGAAUGGAUGAUUGUAGCAAUGCAUCUCGAACAUUCGCUUGGUUUAUAUGGGGCUAUACAUGCAUUUGUUGUGGACUUAUGUCGAUAUUAUAUUUCUUAAUAAUCUCUAUAUACCCUUAUAUUAUUAUAUUUUUUAUAGGUACUUAAUCGCCAUAUACGUAUUUCACAGCCACGAAUAUUGAAUGAAUUUUUUUUUCGAUGCUUUUACAUCAUGUAUUCCAAAUCCGGAAGCAGAUUUUCUAUUGAACUUCAGUUCAUAUUAAUUCUUAAGACUUCAUUGACACAAAAUUAAAUAACUUGAUUUAAUUUGAAAUCUCAUUUUUAACUAUAAGUACAUGAUUCAUGAUGAAUAUUUUUUAACAAUUGAGAGGUAGUGCAAUAUUGUUGAAUUGAAACAUAGUGGAUUUUUUAUAACUAUUCUGAGUAAUCUAUUAUAUUAGACCUGUUUUGGCAACUGACUUGGUGGUUAUUAUGUUACGUGUUCUAAUUAUAUUGGGGAUGGUUCAUUGGACCACGUCAGUAGCUUCACUAAUCCACUCCUCUGAAACGUCACCAGUCUCAUCGCCAAGCUCGAAGAAGGCCAUGCAGGGUUAGUUUGCGUAUGGAACUGUCAGCUUGCAUGGGAAAGUUUUGUCUAUUUUAUUCUUACCAGGUCUGCGCUGGUAAAAUAGUUUAGUGUUCAAUCGUCACCUUGAUGUGUUUCUGUAGUCCGUACUUAUUCUCUAUAUCGCUUAUCUCCGUGUGCUGCUACGAUGUCGGCGUUCGCAUUGCAGAUGUAAGUGUUACACAUCGCAGAUGAAAUCACUCGUUUGACAUUCGGCUGUCUGCAAUGCCGUGUUACAUUUUGUGCCAUUUUUAUUCAGUUUCAAUUUAAAUUAUGUGGGUUUAUUCUUUGUGGCCUUCUGUUGCUCUUGGCGUGACCUGCUAGUAACCGGAAUAGAGUAACCAAGAUCUUCCGUUAAAUUAGCCUUUUUUCAGUAAUAAUUACGUGGAAUUUACUACGUCUCUGUUUAAGGCAUCGAAUUAAACCUUAUUAAUUCAAUGCCAGUCUGCCAAUGAGAAUGUAAUUUUUCGUUCAAAACCUGUUUUUGUAUUUGUUUUGUCGAUGUAUCUUGGGUUUUGUUGUUCAUUUCGUUUAAAAUUAUUAAUUAUGCUGAAAUUGCGUGUCCAUAUUUACGUUAGCUUCAGUUUAUUAUCCGUGUCAUCCGUGAACUUCCAAAACCGCUCUGUCGUCCUGCUGUCGAAACAUUGUAACUAGAGAGCGAAUGAAUCGGUGAUAAUGAAGUUACUCAUCAUUUGUCCUGUCAUAAUUCGGAUAUUAUUUUACGAUAACUUGAAUAAUUUAAAAUUUAUUCCAGUAGUAUAUAUCUUCUUAACUAUAAUUAAUAAAAAAAACUAUAUUAAUGUAUUGCCAUUUAGUAUAUUGAGUUACUACGACUUUGAUGGAUUUAUCCAUGAGUGGCGAUCACCCUGUGAGUGAAAUAAUCUGGCAAUGUUCGUUCCGUGAGUUUGAGCAUAUGUUGUUAGGGUUGAAAAGCUGCCUUUUCUGGUUUGAAGUACCGAGCAGUUUUGAACUUACCUGAAGAUGCUUUCGCUUGUGCUUUAGGAAACCUAUUCAUCGCAUGAACACGUCACUUCUAUGUAAAUUUCUGGAUGGUAUUUAGACCAAGUCCAAACUGCGAUUUCGUUGAGAGAUGCUUCCUUUUCGGAACUGCUAACACAGCUUAACACCGCCCCUUCGUCGCACUGGUAAUUUUUUUUUAAUUUUUGAUAAAUAAAUACAUUAUAUCCCCGGCAAAUUUGUGACGAUUUGACCUUUCAACUUAUCUUGAUGUGCAUUAUUUAUUUAUUUAUUUAUGUUGCGGCAUAGCUUGAGAGCUGAGAAUUCCCGUAAUUUUUGUUUUUAUUUAUGCGGGAGUGGUUUUUCUGUUUCAUGAUAUCUUCACUACUGUCACUAAUUCGGAAGAUAUUCCGAUUGAUUUAUGGAAAUAGUUUCUGUUCCAGUAUUUACUGCCUAAUAAACAAUCAAAAUGACGAAAAAAAUGAAAA
This is a messenger RNA of Hyalella azteca, 5163 nucleotides long. RefSeq names its product ubiquitin-conjugating enzyme E2 J1. The coding region runs from base 524 to 1750 and encodes 408 amino acids. The transcript is spliced from 5 exons. Lineage: Eukaryota; Metazoa; Arthropoda; Malacostraca; Amphipoda; Hyalellidae. The record is from RefSeq and is a predicted model, not a curated record.